This is a messenger RNA of Fusarium oxysporum Fo47, 2973 nucleotides long. RefSeq lists its product as uncharacterized. Gene Ontology annotation, molecular function: FAD binding; nucleic acid binding; oxidoreductase activity. The coding region runs from base 1 to 2973 and encodes 990 amino acids. The transcript is spliced from 11 exons. The record is from RefSeq and is a predicted model, not a curated record. Lineage: Eukaryota; Fungi; Ascomycota; Sordariomycetes; Hypocreales; Nectriaceae.
AUGGCCAGAUAUGCCAAGGACCAGCCAGCGGGCUUCACCAACGAAAUUGAGAGAGUUGCAAUCGUCGGCGCCGGGGGUACAGUCGGUUCUCACAUCGCCAAUGCACUUCUCCAAACUGGCAAACACACGAUCACCGCUCUAACACGCCAGGGAAGCACUAACAGCCUUCCCAACGGCAUUAUUGUCGCACCAAUCGACUAUAACGACGAAUCAACUCUGGUCGCCGCCUUGGAAGACCAGCAAUUCCUCAUCAUAACCAUGGCUCCCAACGCACCCAAGGACACGCAUAGCAAACUAGCCCAAGCAGCCGCUAAAGCUGGAGUACCUUACAUCAUGCCGAACGGCUACGCUGGCGACAUCGAACAGGUCAAACUCGGUGCAGACACCAUCCUUGGACCGAUUGCGAAAGCGAACAGAGAUGAGAUUGAGAGGCUCGGUAUGAACUGGAUCACAGUCUGUUGUGGAUUCUGGUUCGACUAUAGUCUUGCCGGCGGCGAGAACCGUUUUGGGUUUGACUUUGAUAAGAAGACCCUCACGGUUUAUGACGAUGGGAAUGUUAAGAACUCGACUUCUACGCUUGCGCAGGUUGGGAGGGCUGUUGCCAAAGUUCUGAGUUUGAAGGAACUCCCGGAUGACGAGAACGACGAGAGUCUCACGGUAUCGACCUUCUUGAACAAGGCCGUUUACCUGAACAGCUUCAUCGUCAGUCAACGAGAUCUCUUUGAGAGCGUCAAGCGUGUUACAGGGACAUCUGGCUCAGACUGGACUGUUACUCAUGAGUCUACUAAGAAACGGUAUGAGGAGGGUAUGGCGCAGGUUAAGCGAGGAGACAUGUCUGGAUUCAGCAAGUUGCUCUACGCAAGGGCCUUCUUCCCGGAGGAUCCGAGUAAUGUGUCAGCGAAAGCACAGAACAGUUUGCUUGGUUUGCCAGAGGAGGAGCUGGACGAGGCUACGAAGGAUGGGAUUGCUUUGGUUGAGGUUUUGAAGGGUCGUGAUCUAGAUCUUUCCAUUGUGACGGAGGAUGAAAGGUUCACUAUGUCCGUGAGCAUCAAAACAAACGGUGUCGCCAUCAUUGGUGCCGGCUUAGGGGGCACCGCUCUCGCCCUAGCUUUGCAUCUCCAAUCUAUUCCAUGUCGUAUCUUCGAGGCCAGGGGCGCACAUUCGGACAUCCUUUCAAGCGGCGUGACGCUCACACCUAACGGGUGCCGAGUCUUCGAUGAGCUAGGGAUUUUGAAUGACAAGACCGUGAGGAAGACGGGGAUUGCUUUGGAUGGCCCGUACGCUCACCCUUGCUACUGUCUCUAUCGGCUCACCCUCCUUCAAGAAAUUAAGAUGGCCCUGGCUGAGAGGAACUUACCGAUCUUCUAUGAUAUGAAUUUCGAGAUAAUAAUCAGCGAUACGCCUGAAGGGGUUGUCUUCCAGGUUGGAAACGGGACUGAACGCGCCGCAAUGGUGAUCGGAUCUGACGGUAUCCAUUCAACUUUGAGACGCCACGCCACGGAUCUUAGUCCGGUUUAUACUAAUCUGUUAUGUGUAUAUGGGCAUAUUCCAACAGAGUCAGUGGAAUGGCCCGAUCAGGACUUUGCCGCUGGUUGUACGAUCCUAGGGAAGCCUCGCAGCCUUUUCAUGGUCCCUGAAGUGGCAGAUGGAUCAGAUCUCAUGAUUGGAACGCAAUUUGCGUAUCCAGAAGCCGAUCGAAAAGGUUGGGAGGCUCUCGCCUCCGACCCAACAUCUCUGUCCGCUUUAUUACGGAAGAAUUAUGAUCAAUGGCAUGGCACAGCGAGACUUGCUAUUGAUGAAUUAUGCAAACGCCCGGAGAGCAUACUAUGCUGGCCAUUCUACGCCCUGCCUAAACUACACAGCUGGUCGUCAUCUUCUGGAAAGGUUAUCAUGAUAGGGGACGCUGCUCACGCCAUGCCAGCCUCGUCGGGACAAGGGGUGAACCAGGCCCUAGAAGAUGCUUUCUCCCUGGCCAAGAUCCUAUCCUACGAAUGGAAUGAUGAGGUUUGGCCUAAGGUUCUGAGUGCUUGGAUACAUGAGAUGAUGCGGGCCACGAAUAUGAUGAGGUCUUCCGAGCUGGAAAGAUCGAAAUGGCUGCAUACGGAGAAAAAAAGCCAGUUUUCCUAUACUCAACCUGGUCAGGUAAUUGAGGGACUGCAAGCCUUGAGGAUAUACUUUGGGCAGCUGGCGCAGAUACUGACCUCGAGAAAAAGAGACGUUGUGCGAGGUGUAACAUAUUGCUUGCCAAGGAACAAAGAAGAAGUCGACAAAGGUUACUUCGCCAACAAGAUCCCGCGUAUGCGACCACUCAAGAAAUGGACCUGCUGUGGUGAGCAUGUUAUAGGGCCUCCUUGUAAACAAGAAGAGGAACACAAGCCUGAACAGCGUACCCUCAAAGAGAUAUCCAAUCGCUGGCAGUACACUGCAACGCCAUCAUCAACGACAAAGGAUACACGCAAAGCUGUCGUGAUCGACUGUGAAAUGGGAACAGCAGCAUCGGGCGAUUGCGAGUUGAUACGGCUAACGCUUAUCGAUUAUUUUUCAUGCCAUGUUCUGAUCGACAAGCUCGUCUGGCCUGAUGUUCCAAUGAGCCACCUGAACACCAAGUGGUCAGGCGUAACAUGGAAGAUGAUGCAUGAAGCACGGAACAAAAGGAAGUGCGUGCUUGGCUGGAGAAACGCACGAUCUUUGAUUUGGAAGUUCGUGAGUCCAGAAACAAUUGUCAUUGGGCAUGGUGUGAAAUCAGAUCUCACUUCUUUGCGAUGGAUUCAUCCUCGAGUUAUCGACACGCUUAUUGUCGAGGGUGAUAAUCAUGGCGCAACGACUGGGCUUUCAUUGAAGAAGUUAGCUGAGGAGCGGUUGGGGAGAGUCAUACAGAAAGGGAGAGGCCAUGAUAGCCUUGAGGAUGCGACAGCUACACGAGACUUGCUUCAUUGGAAUGUUGUGAGAAUGGUUAAGGGUACAGAGGCUUGA